CCGAUUGGCUCCUCGGCUGCGGAGCGAGGGGCGGGGCCGGAGGGACCUUUUGUUGGCGAGGCGGCGGGCGCGAGCUGCCGGGCGGGGCCAUGUCGUACAUCCCGGGGCAGCCGGUCACCGCCGUGGUGCAAAGAGUUGAAAUCCAUAAACUCCGUCAAGGUGAAAAUCUGAUUCUUGGAUUCAGUAUUGGAGGUGGAAUUGAUCAGGACCCUGCUCAGAAUCCUUUCUCUGAAGAUAAAACUGACAAGGGCAUCUAUGUAACAAGGGUGACAGAAGGAGGCCCAGCAGAAGUUGCCGGACUCCAGGUUGGAGACAAGAUAAUGCAGGUGAACGGGUGGGACAUGACAAUGGUAACUCAUGACCAAGCGAGGAAGAGACUGACAAAGAGGAAUGAAGAAGUGGUACGGCUCCUGGUGACCAGACACUCCCUGCAGAAGGCUGUUCAGCAGUCCAUGAUGUCCUAAUUAUGCAAUGGGCUUGGGGGAGGGGGGCAGAGGGAGGGAUGGAUCUAUAGAGUGACACUCCUUUUUUCUAAGGAAGCAAAUACUAGACCUGAGUUGUUUGCAAACACUAGUGCUGCCCAACAAGGUAAAUAUGCACCAUUUUUACUCUAAACUGAGAAUAGUAAAUUCUAGCCAUUUCAGAAGCAAGUUUCUCUUUCAGAAAGGCUUCCAGUAGCAUAUGCUGCAUAAAACAGCACCUUACCCUACUGUGUAUGCAAAGCUGUAACACUACAGCGGCAGGGGAAGUUAGCAGUUAACAUGCAAAACACUAAAUACUUCUCUUAGGGAAGAAACUGUGGAAAAUGCAGUUAACUUAGUGGGAGAUGAUUCUCCUAUAGUGCAAGAGUUCCCCAUUGCUUAGCAUUUAAAGCUCUGUUAGCUGCUUCUGCAAAGGAGUGAAUGAUUAACAGUGGGGAGAGGAGGUAAUGUUUUUACUGUAAGUUUUCAAAAUCUAAUGUUAAGGGUUAGAUUGUUCCUUGCUAGUUCAGGCUCAGGUUUUUGAGAUGCUACAUUUAAGUAAAAGUUUGUAGAAAGUCCAAUAAGGACAUCUCUACACUACUCUUAGCAUCAAGUGCUACCAGAAGUUAAGCAGAAUAUCUUGCAGUGCUUGAGGGAUAGUCUGUCCUGAAGAGUUCACUGCAAGAUUUUAGUCUGCUUCACCAAGCAGCUCAUCAUAAAAGGGACACAAGUUUGAACUAGCAGUUGGUGCAGAAACAGAUUAUAAUGGAAGCUGUGUGGGAUUCAGUAACAAAUUCCAAGACUUUAUAAAGCAAUCAUAAUUUUGUCUUCUAUAGAGGUACUUUGCAACUGUAAAGUACUUGGGAAAUUAGCUUUAACAUGCCAUAAUUAUUGCAACUCUAGGGCUUAUGUUUUUUUUAACAAAAAUAAUAAUUGGGAAAGAGAUGGAAACUUUUGUCAUUGCUGACCAUACAGGAGACAUUUACAAAGUUCCACUUCCUCAUUCCACAUUUAGCAGAGAGAAUCUUCGAAUAGAAGGGGCAGCUGGUCUGUUUUGUAGUGGGAGACUUAUUUAAAUCUUGUAUUAAGUAGAAAUGUGCAAACAAGCUUGCAAACAUCUAUUGUACCAAAAUUCCUAUCCUUGCACCUGUGGUAGGCAAAUAUACACUACAGAAAUCCUUCACAAAGGCCAAACUAUGGAGUUGUAGGAGCUUUUGCAGAAGAGAUUCCUACAAAUCCUUAAAGGGUUUUAUACUCUUCAGUGAAACUCAUUUACACUUUAAGGCAUUAUACAGGCUAGCUUUAAUUACAGUUAUUCAAAAAAAUUGCUUCAUUGUCCAGAACUAGUUUUAAUGACACUGUAUAUGACCUCUUUACUUCAGCUGUCUUCAGAGCAGUUAAAAAUUUUUUUAACUAGAACACUGAAGAGGUUGUAGACUAACUUAUUACUGCAGUGCUAUUUAGGUUCUGACUUGAAUGAAUUUUAUAAACUUGAUAAAUGCAUCUCAAAGAAUGUUCCACUCUAUCUCGACAUACCAGCAGAUGCCUCUUUUUAUACUUUACCUUAUUCAGUAAUACUAAAAAAUCCAAAAGGAAUUUUGGACAUUUAAAUUACAAAUCCUGUGGUAGUAAAUAGCUUUACAGAUAGGCCUUAUUUUUGUUUACUGUAGAAAAAAGUACACUGCUAUUUGUACUGUGGUCUUGAUUUUACACAAUAAAAUGAAUUUAAGAAACUGUCU
Molecule: messenger RNA, 2200 nt
Organism: Caretta caretta (loggerhead turtle)
Lineage: Eukaryota; Metazoa; Chordata; Testudines; Cheloniidae
Gene: TAX1BP3
Product: Tax1 binding protein 3
Biological process (GO): embryo development; establishment or maintenance of epithelial cell apical/basal polarity; receptor clustering
Cellular component (GO): postsynaptic density; basolateral plasma membrane; adherens junction
Molecular function (GO): protein kinase binding
Source: RefSeq, a predicted model, not a curated record